ACCAUAAAAGCCAACGAAUACUCAAACCCGGAAACUCCUCCCUUCUCGUUCCAUCCCCAACGGUCGACCCAAUAACCCGCCAUGGCCGCCGCCGCCGCCCGCACCGGCCUCCCACCGGCGGAUCACGAUCCGCUCGAGGGGGCAGAAUCGGAGUCGGAGGAGGAGGUGGAGAGCGGCGAGGAGCGAGGCGAUGAUGGGUCGGAGGCUGAGACCCUCGCCGACCUCUACGGCCCCGACGCGGGGUCCGACAAGGACCCCUCCUUCGACCCCGCCGCCGACAAGCGGGCGGUGGGGGAGGCCGCGCUGUGGUCCAGGAUGGCCCGGCUGUCCAUCUCCGCGCGCAAGGGCAGGAAAGCACCCGUGGCGCUAGAGAUGGGAAAUGAGGAUAUUGAUCUUUUGGCGAUGGUGGACAAGCUGAUGCACGAUGGCCAGUUGGAGAAAUUGAAGGUUUAUGAAUGCAAAGCAUACCUGAGGAUUCACAAGUUGAGAUUGGGAGGCAAGAAAGAAGAGCUUCUAAAUCGUAUCAGGGAUCACAUUGAGGUUAAAUUGUUUGGAGAUGUGAAGUAUCCAGUGUCAAGCUUUGUUCUGAACUGUAAAGGUGAUGCAUGCAAAGGUGAUGUGGUGAUGUUUGAGCAAAAUAUUUACAGAAGGAAAAAGGGAGAUCCUCGUGGAAUCAAGGGUCGUCUAUGCGGUCAGAGGACAAAUGCUGGUAGAAUAAUCAAAGAAAGCUAUGGCACUGCAAAGCAACAGCAUACAUUCACUGUUGAGAUUUUCUGGAGUAAAGGGUACAAACCAUGGCCUCCCCUUCAUCCUCUCCUCAUAAAGGGAAGAAAUCUUUACAAGGAUAAGACCAUGAGACAGCCAUGGCCUGAUGAAAAGGAAAGAAGCAGAGUCCUGGAAGAAAAACAUGCAAGAGGGUUCCAGGCACGUAAGUCAAGGGAGGUCAGGAUUCAUGAGAAAGAGAUUGACAAGAUGAGGAGAUUUAAUAGGCUUAAAGACAACAAGAGCAAAGGGAAAGAGAACAUGAAUGAAAUAUCAUCUCAAACUGUUGUUCCACAACAGAAGGUUGUGUCCACGAAUCCUGUUGAUCAAAGAUUCAAUGAAGGGAGGAGUGAUUCCCUCCAACAAGGUGAACCUUGGAACGCAAGGCAGCAGCAGAUAUCUUCAAAACAAAAUCCUGCAGUUCAUUUGUUUCAUCAGCAGUUCCUCUAUCAGGGUCCUUCCGUCCAACAUGGCAAACCAGAGAAAACAAGGCAGCAGCAAAUACUGUCAAGGCCCACCACUUCAGAGCAAAUUUUCAAGCACCCAACGCAACACGACAAUCAUAGGCCUACUCCUGCACAGCAAAUGUUCAAGAACCCACAGGAACACAAUAAUCAUCAUCAGCAGCAAAAUAAAGUGCUUCCGCAGGAGGGUACAACAAAAACUGUCAGCAUACUUGGUCGGGCCCCUUGCCUUCAUUAUGGAGGACCAGGGAAUGCAGUUCAACAGCAGAAAUUAUCAAAGCCAACUCCUAUGGAGCAGAUCAGAAACCAGUCACAGCCCCUCAAACAUGAGCACCGCAAUUUAGUGCUUCCACAGGAGGAUGCAAAGAAGGGAACCAACAGAGUACAUUCCAUUGAUCACGGCAAGGCCCCUUGCCUUCAGUAUGCGGGACCAGGGAACGCAAUGCAGCAGCAAUCAGCAAGGCCAGCACUUCCACAGCAGAUAAAAAAUCCACCACAGUAUGCGGGACCAGGGAACGCAAUGCAGCAGCAAUCAUCAAGGCCAGCACUUCCACAGCAGAUCAAAAAUCCACCACAGCCCCCCAAACAUCAACACACUGAAGUGCUUCGGCAGGAGGAUGGAAAUAGAACUUACAGAGUAGAGCCCGUUGAUCGUCGGAAUAACAAUUACCAUAACACAACGUAUGACGAAUCAGCAUUCCAGGGUCGUGGGACUCAGCAUGCAAAGACACACCAGCAUGGCUCCAACGGCCAUCCACAUGCUCACGGUGAUAGCCAAUGGCAUCAACCUCUCAGGCCUAGAAUUCAGGAUUUCUCUUCAAGAAACCAAGAAGGGGAUUAUCGCGAUCAUAGGCAAACGACUCAAGAGCAGUACAAUCCUGAGGAGAGAUAUCAUCACAAUCAGUAUGGUCGCGGGCAAAUGAUUCAGGACCAGUAUCAGCCCCAAAAGAUCCAUCAUCAGAAUGGGCACGAUAGCUGGAGAAUGAACCACAACCAGUAUCAUCCCCAGGAGAACCAUCAUCAGAAUUACCGGCACGCCCAGCAGUUUCCAGCACUGAAGAUCUGCCGCUACUACCAACAAGGUUUGCGGUGCCCCUAUGAGGGAGACUGCAAGUUUUCUCAUGGCAGCUGAAGGGCAGCAGCACUUUGUGCAGUCACCUGAGAAUUUGAAGGUGACAACUCCCAUUUUGUCAGUCAACUUCUGUUGGCAAGCAAGGCUACACUUUUUUGCUUCUUUCUUUUGGUUUGUCACGCUCUUUAAUCAGAUGUUUUGGAUUGAUGGAUUAUAAUUUAUAAAAGGAUUUUGAUUCA
Molecule: messenger RNA, 2537 nt
Organism: Triticum aestivum (bread wheat)
Lineage: Eukaryota; Viridiplantae; Streptophyta; Magnoliopsida; Poales; Poaceae
Product: zinc finger CCCH domain-containing protein 62
Exons: 10
Coding region: 82-2358 (758 amino acids)
Molecular function (GO): metal ion binding
Source: RefSeq, a predicted model, not a curated record